Molecule: messenger RNA, 1488 nt
Organism: Penicillium digitatum Pd1
Lineage: Eukaryota; Fungi; Ascomycota; Eurotiomycetes; Eurotiales; Aspergillaceae
Source: RefSeq, a predicted model, not a curated record
AUGGCCGCGCCUCAGUCCUACUCCAAGCAAAUGUCGGAGAAGGGUGCUAGCCCCCUCGAGGAGCAGCCUAUCGAGCUACCGCCUCUUGGUGAGAUUCAAAAGAGUCGCUGGGAACGUAGUUGGCCUACGAUUGCCUGUGGGGCCGGUCUAUUUUCUGACGGUUACUUGAAUCAGAUCAUUGGUCCCGUCGGUACCAUGCUAAAACAGAUCUACGGGGAUGCAUACACCAAGUCGACGGCCCAACAGAAUGUCUCUUCGAUUGUUUUCGCGGGCACUGUGGUGGGUAUGUUGAUCUUCGGAUACACUAGUGAUCACUGGUCACGCAAGUGGUCUUUGAUGAUCUCCACCGUUAUCCUGUUUGUCUUUGCAGCCCUCGGUGCUGGAUCUUAUGGAGCUGGCGGCAGCCUGGGGGGCAUGCUUGCUGCUUUGACGGCCUACCGUUUCUUCUUAGGAAUUGGAAUUGGUGGAGAAUACCCUGCUGGGUCAGUCGGCGCCGCAGAGAAUACCGGAGAGCUCAAGAGUGGCCAUCGCAAUCGCUGGUUUAUCAUGUUCACCAACUUCCAAAUCGAUUUCGGUUUCGUGGUUGCUGCUUUAGUGUCCAUGAUUCUCGUCUUGAUCUUCACCGAGAAGCAUCUGCACGCUUGCUGGCGUGUGGCUCUGGGGCUGGGAGUAAUCCCCCCCUUGAGUCUUAUGUAUCUCCGACUGAAGAUGAACGAGCCUGAGGAGUUCACCCGGGAGCGCAUGCACAAGUUCCCAAUCUGGUUGAUUAUCAAAUUCUAUUGGAAACGCUUGAUAGUUGUUUCGACUAUCUGGUUCCUCUACGACUUCUCUUCCUACAGCUUCGGUAUUUAUUCUUCGGCCUGGCUACAGAUCAUCCUAGGUGACAAUGCUCCCUUGUGGAAGAGCUUUGGCUGGAGCACUCUGGUCAAUUCUUUCUACAUUCCAGGUUCUGCUCUUGGUGCCUUCAUGAGUGAUUGGAUUGGUCCUCGCUACACCCUUGCGCUUGGUGUUGCGCUCCAGGGCGUCAUCGGAUUCAUCAUGGCUGGAUGCUACAAGUGGCUUGCGACCUCCGAAAAUGUGGCAGCCUUUGUUGUCGUCUUUGGAAUCUUCUCGGCUCUUGGUGAAAUGGGACCCGGCGAUAACAUCGGUCUCUGCGCCGCCAAGACUAGUGCGACUGCUAUCCGCGGUCAGUACUACUCGUAUGCCGCCGCCAUGGGGAAGAUCGGAGCUUUUGUUGGCACCUACGUGAUUCCAGUCAUCCAAAAGAACGCGCCCAACCCGACACGCGCAGGUCAGGACCCAUUUUUCGUAUCUAGCUCACUGUGUAUCUUGGCCGCAUUCUUGGCCCUCUUCAUGAUGCCGCAGAUUGACCAGGACACCAUUACUUUAGAGGAUACCAGAUUCCGCAACUACCUCGAGGCUAAUGGCUACGAUACCACGGACAUGGGCACCCAUAAACGCCAGGGCGACACCCGCGAACAAGAGUAA